UGCUACGAUGCUGUGUCGUCUUACGGCCGUGGUGGCCUCCAUUUUGGUUCACCAGCUGCACUUUUUGUACGUCGCCGGUUCACUAGGUGGUAAGCCGUUUCCUGGUCUGGAAAACCUGCCGAAGUCGUUCUGGCAUGAGCUCAGUUCGCCUUUUACCGAGGUAUACGAGGUGGAAAGUUUCGCGACAGAUACUGGCGGCACUCCCGAGCCCAGGCCCUUUUUCGAAGAUCCAGAGAGCAACAUUACCGUGCAACUUGGCGCUGAAGUAUAUAUGCACUGUAGAGUACAAAACCUGCAGGAUACUUUUAAGGUGUCCUGGGUUCGCAGACGCGGCGAAGAACUUCAUUUACUCACGAUCGGCCUGGACACGUACGCGAGCGACUCGAGGUUCACGCUGGCCUUUGAGAAGCCCAAUGAUUGGCGAUUGUUCUUACGCUCGGCGACCGAACGAGACGGCGGCCUUUACGAGUGUCAAGUCAGUGCUCAUCCUCCAUUAAUCAGAACUGUCCAUCUGGCGGUGUCAGUGCCAAAAGUGGAGAUCGUCGACGAGCAUGGCGCGACAGCCGGUGACAAAUUCUACAAAGCAGGUAGCACGAUAGAAUUGAAGUGUGUGGUCAGCAAUAUACCACAGCCUACCGGAUACGUAACGUGGCGGCAUGGACCACGGACGCUGAAUUACGACACCACUCGCGGAGGAAUCAGCGUGAAGACGGACAUGGGCGCCAGCGGUGCGACAUCCAGACUCUAUAUAGCGAACGCGAAUAAAAAGGACAGCGGGAACUACAGUUGCGCCCUGGCGGAUGUGGCGGCAGCCACCACGGUCUCCGUCCACGUGUUAAAUGGUGAAAAUCCAGCAGCCAUGCAACACGGGGGUAGCGGCGACUUGAGAUCAGUCUUCGUCCUCAUCGUCAUCGCGACACUCUCGUCGCUUUCGAGGUGACCGUGAUGACUCGAUUGUUCCGUGGGCCUGCAGUUCGAAUGGUGCUAACUUUCUUCAUCCUCGCGGGCAGAUCACGAAAGAACCUAGACGAUCGGCCAGACGGGGCCCAUUUAUCGCGCCGGCGAACUUUUCAACGAUCGAGCGUCGCCCCCCGCCAUUGCACGAAACCGACGUUUCCACCGAAAACGGAGAACUCACCAGGAAACAAGAGCCCGUUCCACGACGAUUUACGGGAAACGGAGCGAAAUUGGCGACACGUUUCUCCCCUUUCCAGGCGCGAACGAACGCGACGGAAAAAGAGGCUUUUCCGCGUUGGAGUCCCUGUCCGUCGAGGGAACGUCAUCGACACGCGUCUUUUCCUUCCUUCUUUUUGUCCGUACCUUCCUUCCCGAGGCACGAUCGAAGCAGACUGGGAGCAUGAAAUUCCUC
Messenger RNA from Colletes gigas, 1369 nucleotides. RefSeq lists its product as uncharacterized. Bases 8 to 940 code for a protein of 310 amino acids. Gene Ontology annotation, cellular component: neuron projection membrane. Gene Ontology annotation, biological process: synapse organization. The record is from RefSeq and is a predicted model, not a curated record. The transcript is spliced from 7 exons. NCBI's taxonomy places the organism in Eukaryota, Metazoa, Arthropoda, Insecta, Hymenoptera, Colletidae.